Molecule: messenger RNA, 3099 nt
Organism: Fukomys damarensis (Damara mole-rat)
Lineage: Eukaryota; Metazoa; Chordata; Mammalia; Rodentia; Bathyergidae
Gene: Galnt4
Product: polypeptide N-acetylgalactosaminyltransferase 4
Exons: 1
Cellular component (GO): Golgi apparatus
Source: RefSeq, a predicted model, not a curated record
GCCGUGAGGUGGACCUGGGCGGGCCGGAGCUGCGUGCUGCUGGCGCUCCUAACCGUGGCUUACGUCCUGCUGGAGAUCUCGGUGUCCGCUUUCCACGCCUCCCCCGGAGGCGGCAGUGCUCCGGGGCAGGGGUCCAGGCCCCUCGCCCACCUUCAGAAAAGGGAAGAAGAUUUGUCCCGACCUCUUUACGAGAAGCCCCCUGCAGAUUCCCAGGCACUUGGUGAGUGGGGGAGAGCGAGCAAACUCCAGCUCGGCGAGGGUGAACUGAAGCAGCGAGAGGAGCUCAUUGAGAGAUAUGCCAUCAACAUUUACCUCAGUGACAGGAUUUCCCUGCACCGCCACAUAGAGGAUAAAAGAAUGUAUGAGUGCAAAUCUAAGAAGUACAACUACCGAGGACUUCCCACCACCUCCGUCAUCAUCGCUUUCUACAACGAAGCCUGGUCGACUUUGCUCCGCACCAUUCACAGCGUUUUGGAAACGUCUCCCGCUGUCCUUUUAAAGGAGAUCAUCUUGGUGGAUGACUUGAGUGACAGAGUGUAUUUGAAGGCACAACUUGAAACUUACAUCAGCAAUCUAGAGAGAGUCCGCUUGAUCCGAACCAAUAAGCGAGAGGGCCUGGUUCGGGCCCGCCUGAUCGGAGCCACUUUCGCCACGGGCGAUGUCCUCACUUUCCUGGAUUGUCACUGUGAGUGUAACUCUGGCUGGCUGGAACCGCUUCUGGAAAGGAUAGGGAGGGAUGAAACAGCAGUCGUUUGUCCUGUUAUAGAUACUAUUGAUUGGAAUACUUUUGAGUUCUACAUGCAAACAGGGGAGCCCAUGAUCGGUGGGUUUGACUGGCGGUUAACAUUCCAAUGGCAUUCUGUCCCCAAGCACGAAAGGGACCGGCGGACGUCAAGAAUCGACCCCAUCAGGUCGCCCACCAUGGCUGGAGGGCUGUUUGCUGUCAGCAAGAAAUACUUCGAGUACCUGGGAACGUAUGACACGGGGAUGGAAGUGUGGGGAGGUGAAAACCUGGAGCUGUCCUUUAGGGUGUGGCAGUGCGGUGGUAAGUUGGAGAUCCACCCGUGCUCUCACGUGGGCCACGUGUUCCCCAAGCGGGCGCCAUAUGCCCGCCCCAAUUUCCUGCAGAACACUGCGCGUGCAGCAGAAGUGUGGAUGGAUGAGUACAAAGAGCAUUUCUACAAUCGAAACCCUCCAGCGCGUAAGGAAGCUUAUGGCGAUAUUUCUGAAAGAAAAUUACUACGGAAACAGCUGAGAUGCAAAAGCUUUGAAUGGUACUUGAAAAACGUGUUUUCUAAUUUACACGUACCAGAGGAUAGGCCAGGUUGGCACGGGGCUGUUCGCAGCUUGGGGAUCUCUUCUGAAUGUUUAGAUUACAAUUCUCCUGACAACAACCCCACCGGGGCUAACCUCUCACUGUUUGGAUGCCACGGUCAAGGAGGCAACCAAUUCUUUGAAUUUACUUCAAACAAAGAAAUACGGUUUAAUUCGGUGACUGAGUUGUGUGCAGAGGUUCCUGAGCAAAAAAAUUAUGUAGGAAUGCAAAAUUGUCCCAAAGAUGGGUCCCCUGCUCCAGUAAACAUCAUCUGGCAUUUUAAAGAAGAUGGAACCAUUUUUCAUCCACACUCAGGUCUUUGUCUCAGUGCUUAUCGGACAGCUGAGGGCCGGCCUGAUGUGCAGAUGAGAACUUGUGAGGCCCUAGAUAAAAAUCAAGUCUGGAGGUUUGAGAAAUAGAGGGACCCAAGGGCACUUUUAUCAGCUUCGGGAAAUUCAGAGCCUCACCGGAGAUGAGUUUGUCAGAAGUCACCCAACAGUGAGAACACUAGAAAGUUGAGGCUCAUUUUGGAACGUUACACUGAAGCUGGGUACACAGAAUGCUGCUGUUUAAUGUUUCAUAGUGCCUUACUUAUGGGUUGUUUCAUUUGAGAGCUUUGUCAGUGUGUCUCAUAACUCUCAAAAAAGUUGACUAUGAAUUGAGAUACACAGAACACUUAAGUGCCAGUCUUAAUAUUAAAGAAUGUAAAAGUACAAAUAAAUUAAUCUACAUUUUGAGCUAUUGCUAUUUUGAUUGUAUAGAAUUUGGAUUUCUUUUAGCUAACACCUACAAUCUUAGGUUUUGUUUAUUUUUUAAACGAAUUUUCCCUUAACUACAAAUCAGAGAAAGUUGAUCUUAAUGAGGGAAGGCUUAGUUCAGAUACAUCUAUGAAUAGAUCCAUGGUGUCAUUGGAAGAGGGUAUUACUUUGUGAGUUUGAAAAUCUUUUUAACAUACAGACAUCUCAAAAAACUAUACCCAUGACGGAAUGAAAUGGGGAGAUAAUUUACAUUCCACACUUUGUAAUCUUCAGUUGUUGGACUUAACUGAUGUAUGCAUUGAUACCUCAAACAGCUCUGAUUUUUUAAGCUGUUUUGUGAACUUGUUUAUGAGCAUAGGGCAUUUUCUGAUUGCACUUCCUUAAGUUGUGAAUGUACUAGAAAGAAAUUCAUUCAGAAUACUAUGUCUCCCUUUGUUAAUGCUUAAUCAUGUAAAGUAAACACAAUUGAGGCCUCUCUGAAGUUAAACCCAACUGUGUUUACUAAAAUGUGUGAAACAAAGUGGGCCCAGUUCUACAAAGGCUACAGCACUCUUGUGUGAGCUCACUCUUCUGUGAGCUUGUACUGAUUUGGACAUGGGGGGAUUUAUGUUGAUUACAAGGGAAAAAGACUGCCUUGGCAGUAGUACUUCCUUCUAGCUUGUUUUCAGCACCUAGCAGCGUGGCACUUCAUUGCUUUCAGUAGAUGGCUGAAUGACAGAUGCAGGACUGGCUCACCCAAGGAGUGUGACUUUGAAGUCAUUUAAUAUGCUUGGGCCUCAGUUUCCUUGUCAGUGGGUUCUGGGUCAGAUCUUGAAGGUCCCUUCUAGCUCUGAAAAGUUGGUUGCAUAUUCUCCUUUUAUUGGACUCAGUCACUGUGUAAUUUCUACACUUUUUAAUGCCUUCACUUUUAACACAGGUAAUGUUGAACAGUUGAGCAAUGCUCAGUACAUUUGUAAAGCUAGAAAAAAACAUGAUUUUAAAAUUUAAGUGAGGGCUAGGAGCAUAGCCCAGUGGUAGAGCCCUUGC